GUGCGGAACAUACCAGAGCGCUUUACGUCUCUGUUGACACUUGUAGCAGCACUGACACUUCUUUUCGGUCGUAGUUCACAUUUCUAGUUAUGAUUUAACAACUUCCUGCUUGAGCUGUGAGUAAAUGAGUGUUUUUGAUUUAUUCCGCGGGUUCUUCGGGGUCCCGGGAGGACACUUCCGAGGAAGAAGGGACCCCUUCUUUGAUGCAAUGACUCAUGAUGAUGACGACGACGAUGAUGAGGAAGAAGGAUUCUACUACGAUGGAUUCAAAAGGGACCAGCAGGACCCGCUGGACAGAGCCUGGCGGUUUGGCUUCAGCUUGGGUCCAGACGGGAUGAGCUUCCAGGAGCCGGCCGUGUUCGGCCACGUCCUCCGGGAGAUGGAGGAGAUCUUCUCCCAGCUGGGCCGCUGGGAGGGACAUCCGGAGUCGGGACACUUUGGCGUUCCCAGAGUCCUGCCUCCAUCUCCACCUCAGGGCAGAUCAGAGAGCAGUGGGAAUCCUCUCAGAGACUUUAUGCUCAAAUCACCCGACGGCGACCUCCGCCGGCGGCACCCGGACCACCGACCUUCGUUUGAGUCGCCGCCAUUUGAUGGCAGGAGCCCUUUUUCUAAGUUCAAUGAUUUCUGGGGUGAGGCGCCACGGAGAACUCCAGGUCAAGAGGCUAAAGAAGACAGAGAUCUGGACUCUGCCGUGUCGUCAGGCGGCUUGGAUCAGAUCCUGACUCCGCCUGUCGGUCAGAACCCGACAGAACCCCAGAGCCGCUCUUUCUUCCAGUCCGUCGUCGUCACCAAGGUGGUGAAACCCGACGGGACUGUAGAGGAGCGGCGAACGGUCAGAGACGGACAUGGCAACCAGAAGACCACCGUGACCCGCUCAGGAGGUCCGGACAGGCUGGACGGACCGGACCGCCAGACCGGACCGGUGCUCCCAGGAGAUUCGAAUCGUUUCUCAGACCUGCGGGAUGACGACUCGUUAUUCUCUCGGUUCUUCGGAGGAUUUAAAUAAGAAAUAAACUAGUGUCGUCCUCUCUUUGGUUUUUUGUUUUUAAAGGGAGAACGUGUGUUUGAAACGAAGUCUUUGGUUUGAACAGGAAAUAAAAACUAGUCGCAUCAAGAACAAACAGUCCAGUUAAAUGUUUUAUUUUUGUAAAAAAGGCAGAUUGAAUGGCAGAAAUGUGAAAAAGAGUCAAAUAAAGACUUAAUAUAUUUACUCGA
Molecule: messenger RNA, 1215 nt
Organism: Gambusia affinis (western mosquitofish)
Lineage: Eukaryota; Metazoa; Chordata; Actinopteri; Cyprinodontiformes; Poeciliidae
Gene: hax1
Product: HCLS1 associated protein X-1
Exons: 7
Coding region: 125-1006 (293 amino acids)
Biological process (GO): negative regulation of apoptotic process; regulation of actin filament polymerization
Cellular component (GO): apical plasma membrane; mitochondrion; clathrin-coated vesicle
Source: RefSeq, a predicted model, not a curated record